AUGGAAACCUUCCCAGAAAAGAUUCCAGUUGCUGUAUUUCUCGCUGCUUUAAUGCCUGGUCCAACUUUCAGUGCAAACACCAUCUACACUGAGACAUGUAAUGCAGUAGUACCUGAACUUGAUAAUCGCGUUAUAUAUGACAAUGGACCUGAGAAUCCUCCAACUACCCUCAUCCUAGGUCCCAAGUUUUUAGCAACUAAUCUUUACCAGCUGAGCCCAACUGAGGAUUUGACAAUGGCUACUAAAUUGGUAAGGCCACUAUAUUUGUAUCCUGCGGAAGGGAUUUCUAAGAAGCUUGUUAAAAUUGAGCUGGUUCUUUUGAGAAAAAGGUACAGAUCAGUUAGGCGAGUGUACAUUAUUGCUGUGGAAAGUAAAGGUUUGACGAAAGAAUUUCAACGAUGGAUGAUUGAAAAUAAUCCACCGGAUGAAGUGGAAGAGAUCUCAGGAUCUGAUCACAUGGUCAUGAUGUCUAAACCCGAGCAACUUUUGACUACCCUUCUGCGCAUUGCCAAUUCAUAUAUUUGA
Capsicum annuum is the source of this 525-nucleotide messenger RNA. RefSeq names its product methyl jasmonate esterase 1-like. The record is from RefSeq and is a predicted model, not a curated record. The transcript has 4 exons. Gene Ontology annotation, biological process: salicylic acid metabolic process; jasmonic acid metabolic process. Gene Ontology annotation, molecular function: methyl indole-3-acetate esterase activity; methyl salicylate esterase activity; methyl jasmonate esterase activity. Bases 1 to 525 code for a protein of 174 amino acids. Lineage: Eukaryota; Viridiplantae; Streptophyta; Magnoliopsida; Solanales; Solanaceae.